ACAGUCCAAAAUUAAAAUUAGAGUUAGACAAUUAAAGAGCGCUAGAUGGUUCAAAGUUAUUUUAUUCGGUAAACAGCAGCGGUCCAAACUUUUGGUUUAACAUUUUGGGAACCAUUUCCUGCAGAAACAGAAAGGCGUAGUUGGGGUUGGGCUUCCCUUUCUCCACCAGUUAAUUAUGCACCCAUCUGUUAUCUUAGCAUCAAAAUUUGUCAUAUGAGUAGCAAGGAAAACUCAUGGAGAAGAAAUGCCAUAUCAAUCUCAAGAAUCUCCCUCUUCCUCCAGAUCCCGCCUACUCCGAGUCCCAGGUCAAGAAAAUCAAAACAAAUUUUAGGUAUGUGCCCAAAGCUGCAAAGCCAGGGCAAGAAGAGGGAAGAAAAGAAGUAAAAUUUGAUCACGAGGCAAACACUGAAGCAGAUUUAUUUGCAGACAUAAAUAUAGUGCAAAAACAGAGCACGAAUGAAGAAGAAGAAGAAGAAGAUGAUGCUUCUAUAAAGCACAUAAUAGAAUCCAAUAAUACCAACACAAGCAAGACCCAAGUUCAAAACAAGCUGAAUUUUGGGAGGGAGACCAGCUUUGAUUAUCAAUUAGGGGAAGCAAGUAAGGUAUCACCUAAAUCACAACUGCAUGAGAUUUGUGCGGCCAACAAUUGGAAACCGCCUUUGUUCGAAUGCUGCAAAGAUGAAGGCCCUUGCCACCUCAGAUUGUUCACGUUCAAGGUAUUAGUGGAGAUUAAAGGGGCAACAACGGAGGUGAUAUUGGAAUGUUUUGGUGGGCCAAGGCCCAAAAAGAAGGCAGCAGCAGAUCAUGCAGCUGAAGGAGCAUUAUGGUACUUGAAGCAUCUUGGUUAUUUUCCAAUAAAGAAGUGGCAGAAAAGAAAUUAGGAUACUUCUUAAUUACAUUUUAGUCCAUCCCAUCAAUUUGUACAGAACAUUUCUUAGAUAAUAAUAUUGUUAUUAAGAGAGGAA
Messenger RNA from Jatropha curcas, 965 nucleotides. Its product is annotated as RNAse THREE-like protein 1. The record is from RefSeq and is a predicted model, not a curated record. Lineage: Eukaryota; Viridiplantae; Streptophyta; Magnoliopsida; Malpighiales; Euphorbiaceae.